CCACCUGGAGCUGUUGGCUCACCUGCACGUGCCGAAUUAAACAUCGUGGCUCUGUAGCACGCCUUUGCGGACUAUCCAGUUACUCCUUCAAUUUCGUCAUUCAGCUAAGGGCCGAGAGUAUCAGCAAACGGAACGUAAUUGCCACCGAUGCGAUGCCUGGUUAAAAAAAUUCGACAAACGCGAUUUAACGUAAUAGCAGCAGUUCAACACACGGCCCAGCGCUCGAGUCUGCGGUUCGAGCCGAAAGGAUAGAAAAUAAGAUCCAGAGAAAAAAAAGAAAGUGUUCCGCGAGCAAUUCGAUCGCCAAACAUUCGGCGGCAUCAAUCAACAAUGCCCGGCACGAUUAUCAUCACGGGCGCCAACGGGUCCCUCGCCAUCCCCGCGAUCGAGCACAUUCUGACCAAGUACCCGGGCUAUCACCUCGUCCUGACGGUGCGCAACCCCUCGGCCGAUGCCGACGCCAACACGAAGCGGCUGCGGGCCGUCCUCGACCGGCACCCCGGCCCUGCCAACACGGCGUCUGUCCGCGCCCUCGACCUCGCUGACCUCUCGGCCGUCCACGCCUUUGCCGACGCCGUCGCCGCCGAGGUCGAGGCCGGCACGCUCCCCCGCAUCGCCAGCAUCGUCUGCAAUGCCUACUACUGGAACCUGGUUGAGGCGCCCGUCCAGACGCGCGACGGCCUCGAGACGGCCCUGCAGGUCAACCAUGUCGCCCACGCCGCCUUGGUGCUGCGCCUGCUGGCGUCCAGCUUCGCCCCCGGCGGCCGCAUCGUCUUCCUAGGCACCAACGCCACGGAUCCCGGCGCGAACCCCAACGAGAAAUAUCCGCCCGUCCUGCCGGACGACCUGGAGGACCUGGCCCGCGUCCCCGAGCGCGUCGAGCCCGGCGACAGGGCGGGCACGGGUUUCUACAGGUACGCCGUGUCUAAGUUGGCGGUCACCAUGUUUGCGUACGCCCUUAACCGGAGGCUGGAAAAGGACCCCGACCUCAACACCGUCACCGCGGUGACCAUCAACCCGGGCAACCUCGCCGACUCCCGCGCCCUCCAAACCAACACGCCGAAAUCGUUGUCGCUCGCCCAGAAGCUCGUGCUAAAACCGCUCCGCCCCCUGCUCUCCCUCCUGGACCCGCUCCUCCGGACGGCCGCUGCCGCGGGCGUCGACGUCGCCGAGCUCGCCACGGGCCACGCGCACCCCGGCAAGCGCGGCUUCUACACGCUGCUCAAGGAGAGCAAGAGCUCCGAGGAGAGCCUCAAGGUGGACAAGCAGGAGGCGGUCUGGAAGAAGACGCUCGCCUGGGCCAAGGUCACCCCCAAGAAUGAUGAGUGGUAGGAUGAGCGAAACGAGGUCUCUGGGAGGCUGUUUUCUUCUAAGCACUUGAUGGCUGAGGGAUCUGGACCGCCUUCAAAGAGAAGAAAGGUGGGCUUUUGAAAGAUGGAGGAAUCUCAGAGCAAUAUCGAUGCCUAAUAUUUUAUACCUUCUUUUUUAAGGGGGAGACUAG
Messenger RNA from Thermothelomyces thermophilus ATCC 42464, 1501 nucleotides. RefSeq lists its product as uncharacterized. The transcript has 2 exons. Lineage: Eukaryota; Fungi; Ascomycota; Sordariomycetes; Sordariales; Chaetomiaceae. Gene Ontology annotation, molecular function: 3-beta-hydroxysteroid 3-dehydrogenase (NADP+) activity. Gene Ontology annotation, cellular component: mitochondrial outer membrane; endoplasmic reticulum membrane; lipid droplet. The record is from RefSeq and is a predicted model, not a curated record. The coding region runs from base 331 to 1332 and encodes 333 amino acids.